Molecule: messenger RNA, 12849 nt
Organism: Paramuricea clavata
Lineage: Eukaryota; Metazoa; Cnidaria; Anthozoa; Malacalcyonacea; Plexauridae
Source: the annotation of a GenBank genome assembly
AAAUGAUGCCAACAAUAAUAUUGCCUACUGUACAACAAUGUAUCAUCAACAUGUUGUCUCGCUUGAACGGGGCUUAACUCAGUAUUUGUGAUUUUCUGUUGCCAGGAUUUUGAAGCACUGACGCCAAAUCUUCUAGCUCGAACUGUUGAGACUGUGGAAGGUGGUGGAAUUAUUGUCGUUUUAUUACGAACUAUGACGUCACUAAAACAACUAUAUGCCAUGACGAUGGUAAGGAGAGAGUCGUACAAGAAUAUUUUUCAAUGUAAACAUUCACCCUAGCUGACCCGUGAUUAAAAGUGUGGGUCAGCUCGGGAAAUGUUUAGAUGAAGUUUUAGGCCGAUAUUUUUAUAAACAGUUAUUGAAUGAGGUUUUGUGAUAUCCAGAAUGAUCAAGAUUGAGGUACAGUAAGCGUUAUAUAACAUUUACCGAGACCUUGAUAAUUCAGGAUAUCACAAAAACCGAAUUCCGUAACUGUUUUAUUAUCCAUUGCAUUUUCAUUGAUUCUUUCGACAAACCAUGAUUUGUCGCACAAAACAACGUUUGGUUGUCAAUGUCAAAAAGGUCUGCUUGUAUAUUUAAAACUGCCGCUUGCUAUAAAAUUACAUACCGUGGGCUCAGCCUUCACAUAACUCAGUUAUCUGCUAGCAGAUAACUUUGUUAUGUGCAGGUUGCGUGAUUUCCAUAUUUAGCUGUAAGCUACUGGCCAGUCAGAAGACACAUAGUGACUACAAUGUUUAAUAAUUAUAUCAGUUAUUCGAUAUUUCAUUUUGAAAUUUGUCUGCCACUGUAAUUAGCCAUAUGAAACGUUUUAUCAUGUGUAUCACAUCUUAUUCCAGGAUGUUCAUGCUCGAUACAGGACUGAAUCACAUCAGGACGUUGUUGGACGCUUUAAUGAAAGGUACAGUAACUAUACAUGCUAUAUAAUAUACAGUAUGGUUCAUUGGUUUUAGAACUCGUUUUAAAACUGGCAACUUCCAAUCGUAUUUUGGAUGCAUUAAAAUUGAGCAGUAUACAGUAGCUGUCGAAAACGUACCUUCAAAUAUGGUUUGACGUUUGUGGUCUGCCGUAAACAACCAAUAUUUGACUAUGCUGAUAUAAGUUGGGGAGCGAUGUUAGGGACUGGUCAUAAAGUAACUAGGGUGGGCUCUUUGCCAAUACGUUCGGUGACCCAUCUUAGGAUGUAGAUAAAAAUAACAAAGCCCAUCUAAUCUUACAAAAUAUUUUUCAUGACCCACCCAAUCUUUAAUUGGGAAAAUACACUUUUAUAAUAAAAAAAAACUUGCAGGUAUGAACAUUGUAAAUAUGCACGGCACUGUAUUGACAUACGUAAUUCCACCAAGCUUGACGUUGAUACUGAGCUGCUCUCCGGUUGGUUGUAUUUGCUGUGAUUCGACCACUUCUUGUUGUUGUAUAAACAAAGUACUGGCUUCAAUAGCAACAUUUGCAUUUGAUAAUUUGGAUAGUUUUGUUUACUUUUAUUAUAAAUAUUAUUUGAAGUAGACAUGCAUGGGUUUUUGUUUGGUGACCCAACCGUGGACAUACCAAAAAAUUGGCGGCCCAUCGAAAAUGCCCAAAAUUUUCCAUGGCCCAUCCCAAAUCACUCCAGCCCACCCUAGCAGUUACUUUAUGACCGGUCCCUUACAAACGUGCAAUACUUCAAAAUAGAGCGGCAUGUAUUGUUGUUAAACGUAUAAUCGAACAGAAAAUUGCUUCCCUUCGCUCAAGUGGCUCCAUCUUUCGACAAGGAGAAAAGUUCAUAGAUGUAUUUUAAUUUAUCAAAUUCUAAAUGGUAUUGCACCAACUUAUCUUGAUAAUUAUUUUGUCAAAAAACGUUAAUAUUCAUAAUUUUAGUACAAGACGUAAGGAAAAUUUUUGUAUUACUCAGAGUAAAUAGAGAACUUGGUAAGAAAGGUUUCAAGGUGCAAAAGACUAUAAUGAGCUACCAACUGAAAUUAUGAAUUCUCUAACUUUAGCUAGUUUUAAUUAAUUAAAAGUGGAAUUAAACAACAUUAUAUAUCUGAACUGUAAAUAUGUUGGAAUUAAUUUGGAAUAGACAUAUAGGAUUGCAUAAUUUGUGUAUUUAUAGCUAAUAAUAUGCAGGGGCCCUAUGGAUACCAGCUUAACAGCUGAAUGGGCCACCCUGCUUAAAUAAAGUCACAACAACAACAAUGUUGAAUUCUCCAUUGACGUUUACAGCAACCGCAGGUAAGGUAAGUUCUUCGAAUGGCUAACGGUUUAUCUCAAAAUAUGGUUUGAAGUUUGCCGUUGGUGGUUAGGCGUCUGCUGUGAACGUCAAUCUUAAUGUUUCUAUAUUAAAAAAACAAACACCGUUAUCGUCAAGCGUUGUAAAAUUUUUACUGCAUGUAUUUUCGUAUUAAAAAGGGAUUAUCGCCGGAUUUAGAACAAAAUUCGGUUGUGUCAAAAAAAUUUUUACUCAACAGAUUUUUUUUUAAAUUGUCAAGAUAAUUGCUUGAGUACACGAAGAGAAAUAAUUUGAUGAAGUAAAAUUUUGGGGUCACCGAUGUCGUUUUCGAGUUAAAUUGCUUUAAAGGCAAAAUAUCCGACAUCUUGAAAUGUCGUUGUUGUUCAUGGCAAUGGUAUACAUAGUUGUGUAACUUGUUUAAAUUCAAACUCUUUCAAUAUUGUUUUACAUCAAUAAGAUACCUUUUGUUUUUCAACAAGUAAUAAUUGUCCAAAAAUACGGAUCAAAAUCGUGAAUAUUUUUAAAACCUGUAUUAUAAUAAUAGUAUUAUAACAACAGUAACGAAUAAACAAAUGCUAGUGAAAAUCCAUUGCAAAGUGGAAGAAAAUAAUUUUUCAUGUCGCAAACAUAAAUAUGGGGAAAUAAUAUUGACCCUUUUCUCGGUCGUGUAGUUUCCUCCGAAAAGCAACAACCAGUUUUAAAAACGUCGUUUUCGAAUUUAACCAAAACCGCUUCAUUCUUAUUAAUCUUUGUCAGUCUUGUCAGUUAUUCCUUUGUUUGUUCACGAUUUCAUCUUUGUUUCUUUUCCAGAUUUAUUCUGUCGUUGAGCUCGUGCAAGCAAUGUAUGGUGAUCGAUGAUCGUCUCAACGUCUUACCAAUCUCGUCUCAGUCACUCAAGAUAACACCGCUUGCACCCAUGAGUAAAGUACAGUACCAGAUACUUUCUUUUUAUCGUCAGAACAAAAAUAAUAUCACAGUGCAGCCUUUGAAAUUCGUGGCUGCAUUUGGCAAUUGCUAAGAGAAUCACAAGUAUCAAGUCACCUUAGUUUUUUGCUGUCGUGAAUUUGUUAACAGUGUACUGUAGUCACCUUUUUCGUUGUUUAUGAGCACGUCUCCUUUGAUACCGCCGUUGUGUUUUCCAAACUCAUGCACUAUGACGAAUUAGCACGGCAGUUUUUGGCCGUCGUACAAAUUCUUAAUUUCAAAGGCUGCUCAGCUGCCCAAUUGAAUUAAGUUUUUAAAUAUUGUAUAAAUUAUGAUACUAUCAUCCAGGAGGAAUCGGUUAGUCCAAAUGAAGUUGAACUUCGAGAACUGAAGUCAUCGCUAGAAGAUACUCCUCCCGUUGGAGUUAUCGUCAACUGUUGCAGAACUCUUGAUCAGGUAUGUUCAUACUAAUGAGGCAUUACCCCUCAUGGUCUAAACAGAUAGGACUGCAGUGAGUCUCUGGUCUAAACAGAUAGGACUGCAGUGAGUUAAGGAUGCAUGGUACAUAACAUGUGUGUUCACGUUCUUGUUCAUGGUUUUUCUUGUACUGUGUCUGUGAAACGAAUGCUGUCUGUUAGUUACCCACAGGAAAAAUAUUUCCAUAUCGCAAAUUCAACCCGAAUAACUUCAAUUUUACUGACUUAAGAUUUCGAUGACGUGUUGAGUUUCAAAGUUCAAUUCUACAGUAGAUUGAACGGUCACUAGUAAAACCUCCCGACUUGCAGAGACUGUUCCAGUGACGUAACCCUCAUUAGGUAGGGUUAGUUCAAAAACUAAAUCCCUGGGCAAACUAGGAAACAUUGUUGUCGAAACAUUUGUGAUUCUCGAUGUUUCCUCAAAGUUUCCCUGUUUGCCCACCCGUGGAAACAUUAUUGCGGAAACAAAUUUGCUUCCCGAGAAGCAAAAAUGUUUCCUAGCAAAUCCAGAAACAUUUGAUGUUUCCCUGUGUUUCUCACUAAUGUUUCCUAGUGUUUGCCCACUCUGGGAAACAUGGCGAAGCAUUGGCAGGAAACAAUGUUUCCUAGUUUGCCCAGGGCUUAAGGGCCCCCGACAGUUAGGGGCCCCACCAGCCACGGCCUAUUGCUUAUAAAAUUAGAAAACGUAAAUGUAGGUUACGAAUCAAUGGGAAAAUGCAAAAUUAAUAAUGCUAAAUAAUGAAGCCUCCAUCGACAAACGUAGCUGAUUUUUUAAUUCCAUCUCAAAUAAAACAAAAGUUGUUCUUAUUAGAAGUUAUAUGUGUUGGGGACUGUUAUUGUUAUUGUAAUAGACACGGAAUUUUCCAGAACAUUCAAUAAUAUUCAAUAUACAUAAAUAUAAUAUCUCAGUCAAACAAUGAGAACAGUCAACAGUGGGCCCCCACACCAAAUAUGCCUAUGGGACCCCUCUUCCUCCGUUAUGCCACUGGGCUGUUCGAGAUUAUCCUGCACGGUUAAACGCUUUCCCCGGAAUGGCUGGAAAGGAAAUUCCGAAGCCGUGCGUCGCUUUACUUAAAGUAUAUACUGUACAGGGCAGGAAAAAUAAUUUUCUUGGGAGCACAACCUGGGGACAAAAAUUUCCUGCAGACCAAUGGAGUAUUUUUGUGCUAAAUCUCUUUUUAAAUUCAAGAAAUAAUGUCUGUCAACCAUAUGUUGUUGCGCCCAUAGUGGGACAUGGCAAUUUCAAUAGCAAACCUUCAUUCAAACAAAUUUCCUGCAGCUGUUUAACAUUUCCUGUGAGCAGUGCUCACGUGCUUGCCUAUUUUUUUCCACCUCUGAGUAUAUACAUAUGUUUAGUAGAAUCAUAAUAGUAUACUAUUGCAAAUGCUGUAAUUUGAUUGGCUGGCGAAACAAUCAUUGUCCUGGCACAUUAAAAAAAAUGGUGGUAAUAUUUUAUGGAAUUUUGUGGAAUAUUUUAUGUUUGAUCUCUGAUUCUACUGAAACAAUUAGAUUACUCGCUUUUGAUUUAUAUGAGGUGAUAGUUUAUUCGAUCUUCGCCCUCAUCAACCAUCACCUCAUAUAGAAAUCUCGAGCUCGUAAUCUAAUUGUUAAAUACCAGGUGAUCUGACGGUGAGCAAAAGGACUGGGACAAGCAACAGAAUAGAAAUCCGGUUUCGUACCUGUAAUCACUUGUCACGCCCUGAUUCUUUUAUGAAACUCUUUGAAACUUUGUGUCUGUGUCUUGCACAGGGAAAUGAAUGUCUGGGACAAAAUUGAAAUAGAAAUCUAAUGCCGUUGAUGAGAUAUUGAGUAAUGUGAAACAAGAAAUGGAUUUCUAUUUUACAACUAGUGCCAGGCCUUUUCCGAGUUCCGAGAUCCCCUGGUAGUGUACGUUAAAAAAAAAAGAAGAAUAUUAUGGUCCUCCUAUAGGCGUAUACUGCAAAUACAAUAUCUAAUAACUCGAGCCAUAGUCGGAGUUAUUUUCAUUGUUCCCUACAGUAACAGUGGGCUGUAGUAUCUGGAUGAUCUUCUCCGGUUAUACCAUCAUGCCAACCUACUGCGCGUACAAAGAAAAACCAAACCUUCAACAAUGUUUGAUAUUUCGUUUUUCAGGCCAAAGCUGUGUUAAAGUUUAUCGAAGCAAUAUCUGAGAAGACAUUGAGAACAACUGUUGCUUUGACUGCGGCACGAGGUCGAGGCAAAUCUGCAGCAUUAGGUCUUGCAAUGGCCGCUGCUAUCGCGUUUGGGUAAGAUUUUCAUGAUGAUUUUGCUACACUAAAACCAGUAAAAAAUAGUAUUAUGAAGGAGAAGCAAUUGCUAGAAUAAUGAGAUUUGUUAUAAGGCUAGUAUAUAAACUAAACUAAACUAAACUAAACUAAACGUAACUGGCUAUACUUUGACUGAUUUCCAGUUUACGAAAAGAAUGCAGACUUUAAAAUUUAUUCAAAUUUCCACAAUUAUUAUUACAUAUACAGUACAUAUUAAUACGACAGAUACAUGCACAGUUACUGUACUACACAAAAAGAACUACUAAGUUACAAUGAUUACAAAUAAAUUAUCGUGCGCAGUGAUCAAAGUAGCCAGAAGCUUUCGAGUUGAUCAUCUCUUCGAGUUGAUCAUCAUCUCUUCGUUGGGAUGUACUGUAUUCGGUGAAACACGAUCUAAACGACUACAAAAACUAGAAAACAGAGCUGCUCGAAUUAUUUCAAAUUUGAGCAAUAUGUAGAUCAUUCUAUUGCUUUAAAUGCCUUAUAGGCUGGGAGUCAUUUGAUAUGAUAAGAAAAAAGGCAAAAGCAUGAAUGAUGCACAAAAGUUUAAACAAAAUAGGCCCUGAGUCUCUCACAAACCUCUUCACGUAUAAGAAUAAUAUAACAAAUUAUAAACUUCGAAAUAUUUCAACAACCUCGCACCAAUAAUAUGAAAAAGAGUUUUAUGUAUGGUGGUGCUAAGCUCUCGGACUCUAUUUCAAAUGAAGUUAGGGAGAGCAAAUCUCUAUCAUGUUUCCAAAAGAAAAUUGUCGCUCACAUUUUUAAUUAGACAACACAUGUACAAUGUAAAUAGAUUUUUAUAUUCCCAAUACUUACUGUACCUGACUGUUUAAUACUAUUUCUAAUAUUUUGUAAAUAAUUAUUCUAAAGUUUAAUAUACUUCUGUAAUUUCUUUUAUACACGCCCCCUGUGGAAAUCAGCUUCGGUUGACGGGGUUAGCGUGGGUAAAUAAAGUUUUCUAUCUAUCUAUCCUCACGAAACGUGUUUCUGCCUGGGUCUACGGUGUAGGCUAGGCUUUACAGUACAGUAGGUCUGAUAGCCGAAAGCUCGCAAAUAAGAAUAGUUGGACAGUGAAUGUCGUGAUUUAAUAUCAUGUCCAUAUUUUAAAGUUAAUUGCAGUGUUGAUCAAUUUCCAAGACGUUUUAUUUACUUUGUUUAGAUACUCUAAUAUCUUUGUGACGUCUCCAAGUCCAGAGAAUCUGCACACGUUGUUUGAGUUUGUGUUUAAAGGAUUUGACGCUCUGGAUUAUCAGGUAGAGAAGUAUUGUAGUUGUUUUGCUUUAUUUCAACUUAUUUGUUGCGAAAUACGACUCAUAUUGUAAGUCUAUAGAUGGUUCUUAAUCAUGCUUGAGUGACCUGGUAUUUUUCUUUGGCCUUUGAUUGGUCAAAUUUGAUGUAUUGAGCUGUUAUAUUCAUUAUUCACCUACAAGUGAAUAAAACAAAAUCGAAAUUUGUUACUGAUAAAGAAAUAAGCGAAAUUAAAAUUAAUUCAGUCCAAGAAAACACAAAAGACUUGAAUAAAACAAUUAUUCGCCUAGGUGAUUGUCGUAGAAUAUUCACCUCGACUUCGUCUCGGUGAAUAUCCCCCGAUAAUCACUUCGCCUUCCAGUUCUCCUCAUUAAUAUUCAAUACACGUCAGCAUGUACAUUCUACGCAUGUUCAGUUAAGAUGAGCUACUUCAUCUUAGCUCUCAACUUGUGGCCACAAUUUCUAACCGUGCCGCAGUUUGGCCUGUCCGAAAUAUGCUUCUCGACCAAUUAGUGUUGCUAUAUUGUGAUAUGUUUCAAAUCUCAGUAUAAAUGUUACUUUCAGGAACACUUGGACUAUGAACUGGUACAGUCGACAAAUCCUGAGUUCAACAAAGCUGUUGUUCGUGUUAACGUCUUCAGAGAACAUAGACAGACGAUACAGGUAAGGACAAUACAAAUUGCAAGAUACGACUUACUCAGGAAAGUCGACAACGCGAAGACGACGGCUGUCAAUACAAUGGCAAUCAAUACAAUGGCAUUAAUCAUAUAGCACAUAAAUAAAUAUUUUCAUCAAAAUACAUAUUUUCACGUUUUGUGUAGUAGUCUAGCCUUUCAAUCCGUGACAGGUUGUUUUUCUAAUUGAGGUGAUCAAAAUUGCUCUGAAGGGUAAUGCUCUGCUUUAACCUUUCCAAACUGUGUUAAUUUCAUACGAAAGUAAAUACAAGACAGGAUUUCAAUGCAAUCAUUUAUGUCAAAAGACUUGUUUAGCCGUCGUUCUCAUGUCGCCGGCUUAUACAAGCCAGGGUUCGUACAAAACUUGAAAGUCCUUGAAUGUCCUUGGAUUUGAAAACAAAAUUCAAGGUCUUGAAUGUCCUUGAUUUUGUAAAGAAGUACUUGGAAGUCCUCAAAUUUUUCUCGCUUUAGUUUUCGGAUAUUUUCUGAAAUUGUUUGACAUUCAAAACGGACAUUUUGUUGAAUUGAUUUUGCAUGUUCAUAGCUGACAGAGCUGUUUGAAACUCAUUAAAGUUGCGUUUUGAAAAAUUCAACGUUUUUACUUAUUGCUAACCCCUUUUCUUCAGUAUUUAGUCCUUGAAUUUGCUGAUACAUGGCCUUGAAUGUCCUUGAAAAGUCGUUGAAUUUGGCUCAUCCUCACAUGUAUGAACCCUGACAAGCGUAAACUCCAUAACAAUUGCAACGAGUGAUUUCUCUUUAUAGCAGAUUAAUUUUGUCUUUCGUCAUGUGUUCUGAAUGCAUUAUAAGCUAAUGUUUGGGCUCACUGACCGGAAUUAUCUAUUGUUUAAAACAAAAUAUGUAAACACGUGAGCAGAACGGACUUGGCUGUCACUUUAAAGAGUUGCACCUUGUACUGAACAGCGCCUUUGAAUUUUCUUAAGAAUUUUUUCUUCAAAUAUUUACAGUACAUUCAUCCGGGAGAUGCUCAAAAGCUCGGCCAGGCAGAGUUAGUUGUUGUUGACGAAGCAGCUGCCAUUCCAUUACCGCUGGUCAAAAGUUUACUUGGACCAUAUCUCGUUUUCUUAUCCUCAACCAUUAACGGGUAAGUAAAGUUUAGAUUUUGUUGUGCAUUAGCCUGAGUAUCAGGCUCUGUUUUACAUAUAGGGCCAGACACAAACCUUAAUACGGUCUCCAACCACAAUAAAAUUUAUAUAAUAUGGUAUCGAAUCAAAAUGUUCCAGGAGAAUUCCACACAAAAACAACAGCAACAAGCAUCUAAUUGUAAUUAAAAUGCCUAUAACAUGGUUUUGGAGUUUGCAUAUCUCGGAAGUUUAGGGUAUUUUAAGACAUUUUGCAAUAUAUUUUGUUAUUGAAAAAUUUCAUCUUGAUGGAUUUAUUAGCUCUUAAAGUUACCGGACAUGACGUCAAAAGGAGAGUUUUGUUGCAAUGAUACAAAAGAAAACUGAUUUGCAAUUCUCCUUUUGACGUCAUGUCCGGUAACUGUAAGAGCUAAUAAAUCCAAGUGUCUUAAAAUACCCUAAACUUUCGAGAUAUGCAAACUCCAAAAUCAUGAUAUAGGCACUUUAAUAGUAAGUACUAAGUGCUAAAUAUACUUUAUGAUGAACAAUACUAUAGUCUAAUUAGCACUAACCAAUCAAAAGACAGAUUAACUUUUUUUGUUUAAGAGACCAAUUAGGUGAAACGCCGGAUUUUGGCUUUUUGACUUGCGGCCAGCCAGGGAUUUGGUCUGACCCUCUUCUCUUCCACCGACCCGAAUUUAAUGUAGGGAAAAGCGGCCCUGAUACUCAGGCUAGGUUAGCUGGGCUUGUAUGAACGGGCCCAUAAUAAGAAAGCUUUAGGUUGCUAUGGAUAUAACUACCUGAAAAAUACAAGGAGAACUUCUACGUUUCGAGCAAAGGCCCUUCGUCCGGAACUAACUCGAAACGUUGAAGUUCUCCUUGUAUUUUUCAGGUAGUUGUAUCCGCAUCAAUCUGAAGCUUUCUUAUAAUUGACAAUACCUUCACUGGCACAGACCAGGUUUCGUACAAAACUUGAAAGUCCUUGAAUUUGAAAACGAAAAUUCAAGGUCUUCAGUGUGCGUGAAUUUUGUAAAGAAGUACUUUUCGUGCUUUAGUUUUCGGAUAUUUUCUGAAAUUGUUUGACACUCAAAAACGGACAUUUUGUUGAAUUGAUUUUGCGUGUUCAUUAUGUGAAAAAGAUGUUUGGAACUCAUUAAAGUUCCGUUUUGAACAAUUCAACAUCAGAUUUUACUGAUUUCUAACCCAUUUUUUUCAGUAUUUAGUCCUUGAAUUUGCUGAUACAUGACCUUGAAUGUCCUUGAAAAGUCCUUGAAUUUGACUCUUCCUCACAUGUAUACGCACCCUCACAGACCGUUCAAGGCCCCUAAUAGUUGCUUUGUUAAUUCAGAUACGAAGGAACGGGCAGGUCGUUGUCAUUGAAGUUGAUAAGUCAGUUGCGUGUGCAAAGUUCCGGCUUGGGAACUGGUACCGAUGGUGAAAGCAAAAGCGGAAAUGACGCAAACACCGGAAGUUCAGCAAGCCGUAUUUUAUCCGAGAUCUCACUGAAUGAGUCAAUUCGAUACUCGCCUGGUGAUGCAGUAGAAGAAUGGUUAAAUCAUUUGCUGUGCCUUGAUGCUACUGUUGUACCAAGAUUUUCAUCUGGUUGCCCGCUACCUGAUACAUGUGACCUGUAUCCUUUGAUAACAGCGAUAGUAAUUCAUUUUAUACACUUGCAUAUUAACAUAUUGUAAAGCCUGCUUUCCAUAUAGUCGUAACUGUCGCGAACGUGUCUUGUAUUCAGAGUAGUGUUCGCGACUAAAUGGUCGUCAUUAACUAUGUUGGUUUCGGUUUAUGCAAGAGUUUGGCAUCUCGUCACGUGUGUAUUGUAUUUUUUCCCGUACAACCAAUAGCAAUGUUUAAAUUGAGCAUUUGUUCAAGUUAUGGAUGGAUACCUCAACCACAAACUUGUUAUUGGUUAUUUGAGCGAAAAUACAAUACACACGUGACGAGAUAGGACCAAAUUCUUGCAUAAAACUGGACGAUAACAUAGUUAAUGAGUUAUAUUGUCCUUUCAUCGAGUCUCCAGACCAUUUAUUAAAAUAACUGUGAUUUCAUGGAACGCGCGGCCAACAAGUUUUUGGUGAGGGAGAAAAACAGAGAACCCGAGGCCGCUUAUUUAAAAGUUGAUUGGCUUAAUUCUAUAGGUUAGCGUGAAAGUCGUGAGUUUUUCAAAGACAUCAAAUAGCACUCGUCAAUCAGACUCGUUCGUGCAUAUUUUAUCCAAAUUGCACUCGAAACCAUCCUACUACGUAUACACAAAUUGUUUCGGCUUCCUCUUCGUUUAUUGUCAAUUUCUCUUCCAGUGAAUAUUUCUUGACAUAAUUCUUAGAUAUUACGUGAAUAGAGAUACACUCUUUUCUUAUCAUAAAGCAUCGGAAGUUUUUCUUCAGAGAAUUAUGUCACUUUAUGUUUCCUCGCAUUACAAGGUAAGAUACAACGUUGUAAUGAGAAAACUAAUAAAUUAUAUGAUACAAAGGUUGUUUAUAUUGAAGCCGGACUGACCCUCUUAGUGAGACAACCUGGUAAGCGAGAUCUCGCCGUGUAGUCAGUUAAAAUUACGUUGCGUUUAUAUGGACAACCGGGCUAGCUUGGUUCCCGAGAUCUCACUUAUAAAAGGCGAGAUCACGCUUACGGGGAUGAAAAUUUCUCCCUAUAAACAUUCACUGACUAAGCUGUCAUGUGAAAAGAGUCUGUUAACGCUCUGCCAAAAAUCGUGGGUUUUCUUCGGGCAUUCCGGUUUUCCUCCCACAGAGAGAGUUGAGAGGAUGGGUUAGGAUAAACAUAGUUAGGAAAGUAAUAUCUCUUUGUUGUAAAGAUAAAUAAUCUAAGCUAACUAGGUAAUAUAAGCACGCGCAAUACUUGAUGUAAUCUGGCUCUGACAAGCCCCGUUGGGGGAAUGAGCUGAAUAAUGUAUAAUAAUAUAAUAAUAUAAUAUUCCUUAUAUAGAACACUCCUAAUGACCUUCAGUUGCUAUCAGACGCUCCAGCUCAUCAUAUAUUCUGUUUACUUGGUCCUGUUGAUCCUGCCAAGAAAACAUUGCCUGAAGUAUUUUGUGUUAUUCAGGUAAAAAAUUACUGCUUAUAUAUUUUUGUAUCAGAGAGAUAUGGAUUUAUCAGACGUGAAUGUAUGUAUAUAUUCCUAACCAUGUGACAAUGUCAUUCGUAUUCAAAAAGAAAAGACAAAGCUUUGCUUGAGAACGGAGUUAUAGCUACGUCGCAUGAUAUGAAAUGGGUGAAUUCAUGGCAAAAGCCCACAUCACAAAAGCCCACAUCACAAAUCUCCCCCGACAAUGUGCCCUCCGACAAAAUCCCCACCGACAAUAUCCCUACCGACAAUAUCACGGACGACGAUAUCCCCGCCGACAAUAACCCGCCGUCAUAAUUCCCACCGACAAUAUCCCCGAAGACAUCCCAGACGACAAAAUCGCCCCCGACAAUAUCCCCGACAACGACAUCCCCGCCGACAAAAUCUCCUUAUUUCCACCGACGAUAUCUCACCGACACAACACUGUACCGGAUAGAUUUCCGUAGCGACGUAAAAAAAACACCUAUCCGUACCUUUUAGGAACGCUAUUUUCAGAGGAAUAUUGCAACGGAGAGAUGUUGUUUCGCUCAGCUUCUGAAAGUUGUACAUUCCGUAUCGGAUAGGUGCUUUUUCGCACCGCUACUGAAAGCUAUCCGGUAUAUAGUGUAAAUGUGAGCACUUCCAUGAAUAAAUCUCUGUGGGAUUCAUAUCUUGGGAUAUCGCUUGAACUGCCUCUAUGUAUGGUGAUAGCGGGUAGAUCUGACUAUAGUUGUUAAUCUAAAGCCUUGAAUGCGUUACCCUUUCCUGAAGCAUUAGCAAAGCAUCUGGUUCUUUUUUAAGGUUUGUUUGGAAGGUGAAAUAUCAAAGUCUUCAAUAAUGAGCAGUUUAGCUCGUGGCAAGAGAGCGUCUGGGGACUUAAUACCAUGGACUAUUUCACAACAGGUAUUUGUUUAC